AUGCAGCUACCUGCUUGCAGUUAUCCUCUGGAAAAGGACGAAGCCACACCUGAGGAAGAGACGCACCUGAAGGCGGAAUUGGAACCUCAGUGUGGUCGGGAGAACAGCAACUCUGACGGCGUCCCCUGGAAGCUUCCAGCAACCGGGCCUCUUAGUGGUGUGGAGAAGACGGAGCCUUCCUUCCCAGAGGUACAGCGCCCAGACUGCAGGUCCUCUCCUCAACAACCCCUGGAAAGCCUGUCCAAGAAGCACUGUCAUACCCAGGGGAAACUUCUCCACUUUGACCCGCAACCCCCAGGCCGCCUGUCCACCUCGCCCACAUUGAGGAGGUUAAGGGGCCGCAGCUGCGGGAGCGUGCGCAGGCGUGCGCACGGCACUGCGCAUGCGCCGCCUCAGUAGGCGGCCUUAAAGGUUCCCACCUGGGGUGGCUGCAAGGAGCCUUCCGGUUCCCCGCAUCGCCUUUCCAACGGGCUAUUUGGAAGCCCAGAGGAGUCUUCGCACUCCCUGUGGCCCCUGAGACUCCACUCAAGAUUGCCUCCGGACCCCGAAAGGGCACUCAACGCAGCCGACUCGUCUGAGCUCCAAAUGGCGCCCAGUGAUGAGCUUGCCCUUCCCGUGCUUCAGCCCCUCAACAAGGGGGCGCUUCCUCAGGCCUCCCUUUCACGGUGGAGGCCAGCCAGCACCCAGCCGUGCCCCACAUCUCUCCAGGCCUCAGAGAGAAGAAUUGCAUCAGUCCAGACUGUGCUUUUAUCUAGAAUGCAGGUAGAUUGUGUCACUUCAGAAACCAGCUCUGAACUUUCAGCUUGGUCCCCCAGCUGUGGCAGUGAAUUUGCCAUUUCUUUCAGGGAUGAAGAGCUUCUUUGGCAAUUCUACGAGCACAGGAGGAGUUCUGUGGUGCUCAACUUACCUGGACUUGAGGUGCUCCCCGGGGACCUUCUGGUGUCAGAUGGCUGCCACCCGCUUCUGCUGCUGAAUUCAGAAUCCAAAAAGCCAAGAUGGCCUUUCCCCAAAAGAGGAGUGGGCAAAGACAAACACAAGCACACAUCUGAUCUGAAAGGCUGCCUCUCCUCUUGGAAGAUUACAGACUUCAGGCACUAUGAGUUCCACAGACUGAAGGAUAAGACCUGGAAUGAAGUCGUGGAAACACAUCAAAAACUUCCUACUCAUCAGUUAGACUUGAGAAAGCAGCAAGAGGCUGUGUGGGAACUCUUCACGAGCGAAUGCACUUAUUUCUUGGACCAUUUAUUAGUUCUUAAGAUGAUCUUCAUGAAUACAUUAAAAUACCUACAGACUCAUGAAUAUCUCCUGGAUGUGGAUUUAUGGAGACUUUUUGCAAACCUGGAGGAGUGAAGUCAGACAAGCUUUGGUUUUGUGAACAGUCUUUUCCACAUCUUCAAGGACAAUGUCGACGCUUCUGAGACUUUACCAUCGUUGGAUUUCAUUUCCGUGCUCACAAAGUCAUAUGUCCUACUUGAUAAUGGUGCCUCCUCCACUUUCCCUGUUCUAGUUGCUGAUAAAAGUGAAGAGAAAGAGAAAGUCUGUCUGUGCUCUUUGCUUCCACUCAUUCUCCUCUACCCUUCUCCUCUUGCAGUACUUCUGAGGAGCCUAUGUCAGAGCCACCGGACCUACUGCCUGAAUUACUCAGCUGCUGUCUUUCACCUUGAGAGUCUGAGGCAGAGAGAGGACUUCGGAAUUUAUUUAAAGUGGUGUGAGCAAAAUGAACAGUGUGGACGCCUUCACCUGCCUGAGCUGCUAGUGGCCCCACUACACAGGCUGACUCAAUACCCUUGUUGCUGAAGAGACAUCUGGAAAAGGAAUACAGACGCCACGGAGAAAAUCGUGUUCCACUCCAUCCAGGAAAAGGUGGAAAAGUCAAUCUGGGAUCUUGAAGGAAAAGUGAAGUGGCUUGACAAUUUUUAAAAAUGCAGACAUCUACAGGAGAUUAUAGUGUGGCCUCCACUUUGGGAUAGAGAUAAAAGGUACUACAUUUGCCAGUGCCUGAAACACAUUUUUAAGGAACACAUGGCAGAAAACAUCCUGUCACCAAGCAACAGACAGCUUCUCUGUGAAGGAAAGUUAACUCUUGCAGAAAGCACAAGAUUCCUAGAUGUUUAUCUGUUUCUCUUUGACGAUUUCCUCUUAGUUCUGAAAACUAAGUGCAACAAAAAGAAACGUGGAGGCUCAGACCCUGGCUUAAUGUGCCCUUCACUUACUCCUGAGCUGCAAACAGUAAUCAAAGAAGGUGGUUCAUGUAUGGUACUCGAUCAGCCCAUUCCACUAGACAGAUUGGUUGUCAGAGGUCUCGGUCCACGCCACAUGUCAGUCUUUGGGCUGAGAAAUUCUUUCCUCAUACAACAUGAAAACAGCUAUCAACAGUGUAUAGCAGCAUCCUUAUCACAAGCCCAAACAGAAAACAUCAAGAAAACAUGGAUUGCACAAUUAACAGCAGCAAUCUCUUGCUUCACUAAGAGUCAGGAAACCAAGAUGUCCCUAUUCACUUUGCCUGCAGAAUCCUCAGAAAUUUAGGGACCUAAAACAAGUGGCACACCUUUUUAGACAUUAGGGAUUAAAGUAUUCUUUCAUUCAAACUUGUAACACUUACCUAGUGAUGAGCUAAAAGAAAAUGUGCAUUUUAAAGAAGUUCCAGAAUUUAAGCUAGGAAAUUCCUCAGCGUAGAGUAAUAAUGGCUGCAACAAAUUUGAACCGGAAAGAAUUUCUUGGUAAGUGUAUACAUGCUGAUAUCCAGACUACGUUAUAAUGCUUCAGUCAGGCAUGCAAAAGGGGUGAGGGAAGUAUGAUGCUAUUAUAAUUCGUAAAAGGUGAAUGAUCAGGUAAAUGCAGUAUCGGGAGGAAAACAAUGCCCACUGCUUGCAUCUGAUAUGACUUCUAGCAUCUUACUUUGUGUAUAUCUGUAAUGAAACCAAGUUUCCUACAUGACUUAUAAAUCAGCCUUACUGCUCUACAGUCCUACCUCAUACAAAGUUUGAUUGCUCUUUUAACAUACUAAGCAAUGAAUAAUAAGGUCUCCAUCCUAGUAGCAGUUUUUAAAUUCCUAGUCGCCAACAGUUUAUUUAUCUCAGGUAUACUUUAUGUAACUCUUAACAUGGAAGGAGAAAAUCCCAAAGAUGAAAUUCCAUUGUUUUAAGAAAGAAAAAGCAAAUAUCUGUUCCAGUUUCACAGUUAACAGUUUUACUUGGGAAAUUUCAUAGAAAUAGUAGGAUAUCUUUCCCUAAAUCUCACUUUUUGAAGAACAGUGGAGUUUGUCAUAAAACUUAUUUCUGGUUUUGAG
Kogia breviceps (pygmy sperm whale) is the source of this 3289-nucleotide messenger RNA. RefSeq names its product pleckstrin homology and RhoGEF domain containing G7 (gene PLEKHG7). Gene Ontology annotation, biological process: Rho protein signal transduction. Gene Ontology annotation, molecular function: guanyl-nucleotide exchange factor activity. Lineage: Eukaryota; Metazoa; Chordata; Mammalia; Artiodactyla; Physeteridae. The record is from RefSeq and is a predicted model, not a curated record.